Molecule: messenger RNA, 3165 nt
Organism: Lynx canadensis (Canada lynx)
Lineage: Eukaryota; Metazoa; Chordata; Mammalia; Carnivora; Felidae
Gene: SLC13A3
Product: solute carrier family 13 member 3
Exons: 13
Coding region: 118-1770 (550 amino acids)
Biological process (GO): monoatomic anion transmembrane transport; citrate transport
Cellular component (GO): membrane
Molecular function (GO): succinate transmembrane transporter activity; citrate transmembrane transporter activity; sodium:dicarboxylate symporter activity
Source: RefSeq, a predicted model, not a curated record
AAGAAGGUGUGGAGCGCGCGGCGGCUGCUGGUGCUGCUCUUGGCGCCGCUCGCGCUGCUGCCGGUGGUCUUCGCCCUCCCGCCCAAGGAAGGCCGCUGCCUGUUUGUCAUCCUGCUCAUGGCGGUGUACUGGUGCACGGAGGCCCUGCCCCUCUCGGUGACAGCCCUGUUGCCCAUCAUCCUCUUCCCCUUCUUGGGCAUCCUGCCCUCCAACAAGGUCUGCCCCCAGUACUUCCUGGACACCAACUUCCUCUUCCUCAGCGGUCUGAUCAUGGCCAGCGCCAUUGAGGAGUGGAACCUGCACCGGAGAAUCGCCCUCAAGGUCCUGAUGCUCGUUGGGGUCCAGCCAACCAGGCUCAUCCUGGGGAUGAUGGUGACCACCUCCUUCCUGUCCAUGUGGCUAAGCAACACCGCCUCCACUGCCAUGAUGCUGCCCAUCGCCAGCGCCGUCCUGAAAAGUCUCUUUGGCCAGGAGACUCGGAAGGACCUCGGCCAGCAGAGCGAAGAGAACGCAGCUGCUGUGCGGAGAAACGGGCUGCACGCGGUGCCCACGGAGGUGCAGUUUCUUGCUGGCACGGAAGACAAAGACUGCCCUGAGGCGGAGGCUCCCUUGGACUGCAAGAAGGAGGGGGAAUACCACAGGAACAUCUGGAAGGGUUUCCUUAUCUCCAUUCCCUACUCAGCCAGCAUUGGGGGCACUGCCACCCUCACGGGCACGGCCCCCAACCUCAUCCUGCUUGGCCAGCUCAAAAGUUUCUUCCCACAGUGCGAUGUGGUGAAUUUUGGCUCCUGGUUCAUUUUUGCCUUCCCUCUCAUGCUGCUGUUCCUGCUGGCGGGCUGGCUGUGGAUCUCCUUCCUGUAUGGGGGAAUGAGCCUGAGGGGCUGGAGGAGGAAGAAGAAAUCCGAGAUCAAGACGGAUGCAGAAGAUAGAGCUCGAGCAGUGAUUCGGGAAGAAUUCCAGAACCUGGGACCCAUCAAGUUUGCCGAGCAGGCCGUGUUCACCCUCUUCUGCAUGUUCGCCAUCCUCCUCUUCUCCCGGGAUCCGAAGUUCAUCCCUGGCUGGGCCAGCUUCUUCACCCCUGGGUUUCUUUCCGAUGCUGUCACUGGAGUGGCCAUUGUCACCGUCUUGUUCUUCUUCCCGUCCCAAAGGCCCUCUCUCAAGUGGUGGUUUGACUUUAAAGCUUCCAACGCGGAGACAGAGCCCUUGCUGACGUGGAAGAAGGUCCAGGACACGGUGCCCUGGAACAUCAUCCUUCUCCUGGGAGGGGGCUUCGCCAUGGCCAAAGGCUGCGAGGAGUCGGGGCUAUCUGCGUGGAUCGGUGGGCAGCUGCACCCCCUGGAGAACGUGCCGCCCCCGCUGGCCGUGCUGCUCAUCACUGUCGUCGUCGCCUUCUUCACCGAGUUUGCCAGCAACACGGCCACUAUCAUCAUCUUCCUGCCCGUCCUGGCGGAGCUGGCCAUCCGCCUGAGGGUGCACCCCCUCUACUUGAUGGUCCCCGGCACAGUCAGCUGCUCCUAUGCCUUCAUGCUCCCGGUCUCGACGCCCCCCAACUCGAUUGCCUUCGCCUCUGGACACUUGCUGGUCAAAGACAUGGUGCGGACAGGCCUCCUGAUGAACUUGAUGGGCGUCCUCCUGCUCAGCUUGGCCAUGAAUACUUGGGCACAGACCAUCUUCCAGCUGGGCACCUUUCCGGAUUGGGCCGACAUCCACUCAGCCAACAUCACAUCACUGCCGUCCGCCUUGCCCAACGACACAUUUCGGACCCUUUGAGCCCCGCUCCGGGACUCUCUUUGGGCUGGGCCCUCCCAGAAGGCUUUUGCCAUCACCCGCUGCUGGGAAACAAGCUCUCUGAGCUGUUCUGUGGCUAGGAUGCAAAGGAGCCUUAUUUCAGCAAUCUGGAAUGGUGUUUGUCUUAAACAGUUGGAAACGGGGGCCACCGAAUCGCAUGGGCACAACUGACAUCCCCCACUGCCUGCUUUAGGUUUCACUCUGGAGAGAUCGUCUCGCCUUGAGAGCUCGCCUGCCUCACAGAGGCUUUUGGGGCUGCGCUGUGCCAGUCCUUCACAGGCGGUGUGUGUUCUGCUCGGCUGGUGCCCCUCCCGUGCCCGUCGUUUGAAUUUUACCGCUGCCAAUCCCCGGCAGCUAGGGUUAUUUCCAAUCCCUGGAGACGGGGGGAGGGACAGAUGACUUCCUGAGGAGGUGGAGGCUGUGCAAAGCCUCCCUGCUGCUCCUCUGUGCGCCUGAGCGCGCCAGGAGAGUUCUAGAAAUCCCAGCUGACGCCUCUACCUACCCUGUUUAGGAUUUUCCUGUUUAAUCGAGUCAGUUUGACCGUAAUUCUGGGGUCAGGCCAAGCCUGGGCCCUAAUGUCUCACGAGUGGCCCAAGGUUCUUCCAGCAAGGACUCCCGUCCUUUGAGGACCUUUGAGGCCAUCAGCCCUUCCUCGUUCCAGCAGCUGGUCUUUACCUCCCCACCCACACCCCAGGGGGUAAGCAUGUUUAAUGAGCCAAGGCCACGUAUUUCAGAGAUGAGAAAAAAAUAAAAAGUCAGAAGAUAGAUUGGAGCCUCGCAAGAGGCCAGGGUGAAAUUUCUCAGGCAGGCAAAAUAUCGUAACCUUCUUCUCCAGACGGGGUCAAGGGAGACUCCCCUGAGCCAGUGGCUGGUGGGAGCUGUCCUAGAAGAUGGGAUCCCUCCCUGUUUCCAGCAGAAACGUCUGGGCAUCCCCCGUGAACAGCACCGUAUUAGGUCCCGUGGGUGCUCAGAAAGUGGAAAGAGCCGCCCAGCGUUAGCCUGGCUCCAGCAAAGGUGACAGGAAGGGGUCCAGAAGCCUUAUGUCUCCCCUUCCUACGCAUCUGAGGGCUGAGGUUCUCUGGGCAGCGUGGGCUGGGAAGGCAGCACCCAGAGACUGAACUCAGUACGGUACGAGUGAGUCACAGAUGUUUCCCUGGGAGCAGGAGGGAGAGAGGAGAGGCCUCCAAGUUGGAGAAUGCGAUCCAUCUCUUCCCACGUGAGCACUUUAGUAUUUAGCCACAGUUACAGCCCAUGGGGGUUGGAGGCUGCUCUCCUGGAGAACAGGGGACGGGAGAAACCCAUGGGACCUGUAACCUGAUGAAUUGUGAUUUCGAAUCCUGAUUGAAAACGCUAUAAAAUAAAGAAUGUGAAUCAACA